Messenger RNA from Seriola aureovittata, 3082 nucleotides. Its product is annotated as uridine 5'-monophosphate synthase-like. Gene Ontology annotation, biological process: 'de novo' UMP biosynthetic process; 'de novo' pyrimidine nucleobase biosynthetic process. The record is from RefSeq and is a predicted model, not a curated record. Bases 146 to 1609 code for a protein of 487 amino acids. The transcript has 10 exons. NCBI's taxonomy places the organism in Eukaryota, Metazoa, Chordata, Actinopteri, Carangiformes, Carangidae. Gene Ontology annotation, molecular function: orotidine-5'-phosphate decarboxylase activity; orotate phosphoribosyltransferase activity.
CUCUUUUUUUCAAAAGCAACCUCCUCUUCAUAAACGUAAGGGUUACGUUUUGUAUGAGACGCCCGUCUGUCAAUCUAUACUUUCGAUUUAUGGUGGGACACAGCCUUGAAACAACUCCCCUUAGAUCUCCUAAAUAUACGACAGAAUGGAAAACAUUAGCAUUGACACUUUAAUCCUGAAACUGCACGAUGUGAACGCGGUGAAGUUUGGAGAGUACAAACUGAAGAGCGGCAUGAUGACACCUAUUUAUAUCGAUGUGAAAGUUGUGGUAUCGCACCCUGCUCUCAUGAAUCAGGUGGCAAGUCUCAUCUACCGGCGAGUGCAAAAAGAGGAGCUAAAGUUUGACUCAGUGUGUGGGGUUCCAUACACAGCCCUGCCUUUUGUCACAAUUAUCUGCUCUACACAUGAACUGCCCAUGCUCAUCAGGAGAAAUGAGGCCAUUGACUAUGGAACCAAGCGUCUGGUGGAGGGGUCGUAUCGUGAGGGGGAUCGGUGUCUGAUCAUUGAGGACACAGUGACUACGGGCAGCAGCAUCCUGGAGACUGCUGAAGUGCUCAACAAAGAGGGACUGAAGGUGACAGAUGCCAUUGUACUAGUGGACAGAGAGCAAGGAGGUGUGGAGAUGUUGCAUUCUGUGGGAAUCAAGCUCCAUCCUAUCAUCUCCAUGUCCAAGCUGCUCGAUGUGCUGCUGGCAGCCAAACGCAUCAACCAUCAAACCUUUCAGAACGUCAGCAAGUUCAUCAUGGACAACAACACUUUCAGGCCGAAGGAGGAGAAUGCCAGUGAUGUUCCUGCCACCAAGAAGCCACGUGUGGAGCAGAACCUGCAGCUGAGUUACGCAGACAGAGCCAAACUUCCAAACAUUCACCCUCUGGCAUCAAAGCUGCUGAAGAUCAUGGAGGAUAAGCAGUCUAACCUCUGUGUGUCUGCUGAUGUGACCAGCAGCGAGGAGCUUCUUCAGUUGGCCGACUCUCUAGGUCCCAAGAUCUGCAUGCUGAAGACACAUGUAGACAUCCUCAAGGACUACACAGUGGCCUUCAGCCAGAAACUGCAGGUAUUGGCCAAGAAACACAACUUCCUCAUCUUUGAAGAUCGCAAGUUUGCUGACAUUGGGAACACAGUCAAGCAUCAGUAUGAAGGUGGUUUGUACCAGAUCUCAUCUUGGUCCCACAUAGUGAAUGCUCAUGUGGUGCCGGGGCCGGGGGUGGUGGCCGGUCUGAGUGCAGUAGGAAAGGCUCUGGGCCGAGGCUGUUUGCUCAUUGCACAGAUGAGCUCCCAGGGGUCGUUGGCUACUGGUGAAUACACAAAGGCUGCGCUGAAGAUGGCAGAGGAUCACUCAGACUUUGUGAUCGGCUUUAUCUGUGUUUCUAAGAUCAACAAGAAGCCAGAGUUCAUCCACAUGACCCCUGGGGUUCAGAUGCAGGCUGGAGGUGAUAUGUUGGGCCAGCAGUACUCAACUCCGGAGGAAGUUAUCCACAACCAUGGUUCUGAUGUCAUUAUUGUGGGACGGGGUGUGUUGGAGGCCCCUGAUAGGCUGAAAGCUGCCGAGUCUUACAGAAAGUCAGGCUGGGAUGCUUACACAAAGAGACUGAGCCAGAGUGGACAAUAAGAGCUCAGGAGUAGCAUCUGCGUCAUUACAUCUCAUUUCAAAUUUAAACUAUCGAUGUAAUGAUGAUCUCUGCAGAUGAACUAGAACUAUUACAUUUUACAUUGUCCAGGAACAGGAGUGUGCACGUUAUUGUGCAUAUAGUCAUAUGUAUACAUGUGCAUCUGUACACCACACUGCCAAACCAAAAUACACACCUGUUCCUGCACAAAUACAUAGUUUAUUAACAUUUGUAGGGGAUACCUGGCAGGAGUAGGGAAUCAGACACUUUGUGUUCUUCUGAUUCCCUCCUAUUGACCUGACAUCUGAUCCUCUGAGGUAAAUGUCUCCAAUUGGAGAUAAACGGCAGCUUCCGUAUGAUAGAUAGUUUUAUAUAAAUAUGUUUUUUCAAUUGUGUGUUCUGCCGUGGGCUGCUAAAAUGUCAGUAUCAAUCAAAUAUAAAUCUAGACGUCAUUCUACCAACAAAGAUGACCAUCUUCCAGCAAGCGUGAAGCCUUUAUUUGUCACAAACCUACAGUCUUGUCAUACAGGAGUGGGUGUGGCUAAAACUGUUUAAUUAUAUAAUGCUUCUGUUGAAAUUAUGAGUAUAUUAAGCACACAGUGGAGCAUCUUUUGUAUGUUGAGUUGCCCAGUCUGCAUUUUCCUCAUCACUGUUCACAAGGUCACACACAUACUAAUUAGUGCAAGACAGUAUCUUUAAUUCCUCUAAAUACUAAAUCAUCUCAACUAGUAACUUUUUUGUGCUGUAUUUCCAUUGAUAAAGUGGAAGUAAAAGGACAAUUAGCUAUUCCACCUAAACUCUGGCCACCUCAUGGAUCCUGUGAAGAAAAAAAAAGAUGAAGGAAAUGUACUGGAUUGUUACAAAGAAGUCUCUGACAUUUCUCUCUCCAUCUUAUCUGGUCUGUGGGACUGUAACAUUACAGUUGUACCCAUCCACACACAAGAAAGGUCUACUGGGAGAAGUAUGCUGUUGGAUCGGUCAAGGUAACAUUCAGUGUAUCCAGUGUAUUGUUUCUUUCCAUGUGCCACAAUUAUUUAAACAAAUAAUUAUUCUUGCCAUAUGUUGGAGUGUUUUGUAAAUAUGCAAAUACUAUUUUUUCAUACAUAAAAGCACUUUGGUAUGGUUGUGUUUUCCCUUUCCACACAUAUCCAUGUUUAAAUCGUUUAUUUGAAUUAAAAUGAUAUUCUGUUGAUCACAUUUAUUUUUAAGUCUUGGUCAUCAUUAAUGCUUCUGAAGAUAACUGAAUAUUAUGGUUAAAAUACUUGUUUGGAAACUCGCUGUCUCUGAUUUGUUAUUUAGAAACUUAACUGAUGUAAUGAGGAACUUCUCAAGUAACAACUCUGUAUCACUUAACUGACUAAAGCUAUACAAACUGUGGUUUGGCUUUAGUUUACAGUUUUUUUUUUUCUAAUAACCUGGUAAGAAAGUGAAACUGUGUUUGAUAAAGGCCAAAUAAAUACUUUGUCCUCUCCUCU